CGAGACGAGCAUCUUUUUCACGCCCCACCUGUGAAACGAAUAUUAAAGCAAAGCUGAGAGCGGUCAUUCCCAAAACCGGUCGGUUGAGUUGAAACACAACGAGUUGAACUGGAAUGUCUUGUAUCUUGGCAUUGAAAUAUAGGGAUGUAGCGUAAUUUACUUUUAAAUUAUAGCAGAUAGUUUUUCACUCCGUAGCCUUUGACUUGGUGCCCGCGAGAGGGGCAGCCAAUCAACUUCUGGAGCUGUAAGGAAAUUGGUUAUUUAAGCUGCUUAGUGGGUUAAAAACAUCUGCGUUGAAUGACCAGUAUGCGAGGAUCUAGACAGUUGAAAAUGGUGGUGUACUUUUUAACUACCGGAUUGCAUCUUCUGACUCUACCACGUGGAUCUGUCGCAGAGAUCCCAAACAAACCUUCGGGUACCGUAACGGACCUGUCCUCUACCAAGUCAGCGCCGGGGGAUCAUCAAAUUUUCCCCGACGCGGUGAAACCGGAUCUGCCGGUCUUCGCUAUGAACUAUCCCCGUAUACAGGUGCCGUUUGAGAUCACCCUCUGGGUGCUGCUCGCAUCAUUCGCCAGGAUCGGUUUCCACAUUUACCACAAGGUACCCUUCUGGGUCCCAGAACCAUGUCUCCUGAUCAGCAUUGGUCUGAUGUUGGGGGCCAUCAUGCACGCAGUCCAUGAGGAGCCCCCAGCGAUGCUCAGCUAUGACCUCUUCUUCCUCUACAUUCUUCCUCCCAUGGUCCUGGACUCCGGAUACUUCAUGCCCACGCGACCCUUCUUCGAAAACAUUGGCACGGUGCUUUGGUUUGCAGUGGUGGGGACCCUGUGGAACAGCAUCGGGGUUGGCAUGUCUCUGUAUGGGGUGUGUCAGAUUGGGGCACUGGAGGUGCAAGACAUUAACCUGCAGGAGAACCUGCUGUUUGCCUCCAUCAUCUCAGCGGUUGACCCGGUGGCCGUGCUUAGCGUCUUCGAGGAUGUCUCUGUAAACGAGCAGCUCUACAUCGUUGUGUUUGGAGAGAGCCUGUUCAGCGACGCCGUCACUGUGGUUCUGUACAACAUGUUUACCUUCGUAGCAGAGAUGCCAGAGGUGGAACCAGUGAACCUGUUUCUGGGCGUGGCCAAGUUCUUUGUGGUGGACCUCGGCGGGCUGGCCUUUGGCCUGGUGUUUGGCUUUGUAGCCUCCUUCACCACGCGCUUCACCUCCAAAGUCCGGGAAAUAGAACCGCUCUUCAUCUUCAUGUACAGCUACCUGGCCUACCUGGUGGCUGAGCUGUUCAACAUCUCUAGCAUCAUGGCCAUCGUGACCUGUGCCCUAACCAUGAAGUACUACGUGGAGGAGAAUGUUACCCAGCGGUCCUGCACCACCAUCCGUCACGUGGUCAAGAUGCUGAGUAGCAUCUCAGAGACCCUUAUCUUCUUUUUCCUGGGCGUGGUCACCAUAACGACGGAACACGAGUGGAACUGGGGCUACAUCCUGUUUACGCUGCUGUUUGCCUUCCUGUGGAGAGGACUGGGUAUCCUGGUGCUGACCCAGAUCAUUAACCCUUUCCGCACCAUCCCGUUCAACUUCAAGGACCAGUUUAUGCUUGGUUAUAGUGGCCUGCGAGGGGCAGUUGCUUUUGCCCUGGUCUUCACCCUGCCAGACCACAUCGGCCGAAACAAACCUUUUGUCUCAACCACCAUCUGCCUCAUCCUCUUCACAGUCUUCAUCCAGGGCAUCAGUAUCAGGCCGCUGAUGGAGUUCAUCAAUGUGCGCAGAACCAACCGCAACCUGGACACCAUCAACGUAGAGGUCCAUUCCAGGCUCAUGGAGCAUGCCAUCGCUGGGAUAGAAGACAUCUGUGGACAAUGGGGCCACUACUACUGGAAGGACAAGUUUAUGAAGUUUGACAACCAGUUCCUACGUCACAUCCUGAUUAAGGAUAACCGGGCUGAGUCCAGCAUUGUGGCACUGUACAAGAAGCUGGAGCUGCAGAGUGCUAUGGAGAUACUGGACAUCGUGUCUGGGGACACCAGCACAGCUCCUUCUGUCAUCUCUCUAUGCAGAGGGAAGGGUUCUGGUAAACCCAAGAGGAGGUUUGCAGACCUGGGGAGCAUGCAUGACAUCUUGUCCAAGAACAUGUACAAGAUCAGACAACAGACGACAGAGUAUACCACCAAACACUCGUUGCCGAACGACAGCCACACCAAAGAGAUUCUGAUCCGACGGCACAGCAGCAUCAGACAUAGCUUUGGGCAGGGCUCCUCCCUGGGCCCGGAUGAAGCCAGGAACCCAAAGUACUUUUCUCUUCCUACAGGGAGUCUCGACCGGACUCAGAGUCUGGGACACACAGGUGAUAUUGAGGGAAGUGUGUGUGUGUGUGUGUGUGUGUGUCACUCUGAAUCCAAAACUUCUCUUUUUCUCUCAGAUAAUGGUGAGGAUGAGACCCUGUCGGGGGGGGGCUACCCAUCAGCCCCCCGCUCCAGGAUCAGCCAGUCCAGUAGGUCCUCUUCCAGAAUCAGUCUGCCACUACGCAGGCUGGACACUCUGACAGAGGUGUCCUCUAGCGCAGGAGUGGACCUGGUGGAUGAGAGGAGUGGAGGGAGAGGGAGAGGAAGGGCUGGUGGGCGUGGCAAGUCCCGUCUAAACUCCUCCUCCAGUGACUCACGGGUUCCUGCCCCUCCCUGUCACUUUGACUCCUCUGAGGUUUUCCAUGGCAACAGAGACUCAAUGCCAGAGCAGGAGGAGCCCCUGUCCCUGUCUGUAACCUGGGUGGAAUCUAGUGACCAUGACGACAGCAGCACACAGAACCCACUUCUCAGGAGACCACGGUGGAACCCAGUGAAACCAAAGAAUCCCUGAGGCCAAUUGGAUGUCUGGACGGUAGCAGCAGGACUGCUGUUGGCCGAAUUGGGUUCUAAAGUUGAACUCCUCCAGAGGAACUUUUAAAGACUCUUGAACCCAAGAACUGUGAUGUAUCAAAUACCAUAAAAUCUAAUUGCACCACAAAAGACCUACAAUCAACCAUUCUUUGUGCUUGUUCUGACCACAUUUUGCUCAUGUUUUAAGACAGGUGUAGGCGAUUAAAUGCUUUGUAAUGUUUUUUUUUUUUUUUUACAAUAUCUAAUAUA
This is a messenger RNA of Esox lucius (northern pike), 3110 nucleotides long. RefSeq names its product sodium/hydrogen exchanger 2-like. The coding region runs from base 298 to 2841 and encodes 847 amino acids. The record is from RefSeq and is a predicted model, not a curated record. Gene Ontology annotation, biological process: proton transmembrane transport; sodium ion transport; regulation of pH. The transcript is spliced from 12 exons. Gene Ontology annotation, cellular component: membrane. Lineage: Eukaryota; Metazoa; Chordata; Actinopteri; Esociformes; Esocidae. Gene Ontology annotation, molecular function: sodium:proton antiporter activity.